Molecule: messenger RNA, 282 nt
Organism: Marasmius oreades (fairy-ring Marasmius)
Lineage: Eukaryota; Fungi; Basidiomycota; Agaricomycetes; Agaricales; Marasmiaceae
Exons: 1
Coding region: 1-282 (93 amino acids)
Source: RefSeq, a predicted model, not a curated record
AUGACCUACUUUUGGGUCCAAAUGGUUCAUUUUGGGAUCAGGAGUAUGGCUUCUCUUAUAACCACCGCGAAGUUGUGGAUUGAAGUCGAAGGAGAGAAGGGCGAUUUUGGAAGGUUUCUGUUGCUCAAUCCGUAUAUCGCAAAGAGCGAUCUAUGGAGCGAGUACUAUUCGAAGCAGGUGAUGAUGAGCAAGGAGGUGAAGGAGGCUAUGGUACUACCAGAUAAGAAACCUUUGCCUAACCUCGUUACGCAGGAUUUAGUUGAUAAGAUUCGGAUGCGAUGA